CUCUCAUUGCUUCACAUGGCAAGUGGGAAGAAAACCUCUGUUUCUCCAGAGGUUGAAAAGAGCCAGGAAGACUCGUUUGAGUAUGUUCCACCAAAGCCUAAGGGGAGACGCAACACCACAGCCAAGGCAUCUGUGAACACGGCCAUUGACGUUUUAGACCUGAUGUCUUCAAGUGAGGGUGAGAAGGAGGAGGAUGAAUGGCGUCCUGAAAGAGCUGAGAAGGGACGCAGGGUCUCCAAGAAAGCAAAGGCAAUUGGGUGUGCCUGUAAGGGUCGCUGUGGCAACAAACAAUGCAAGUGUCGCAAAGGAAAGAUGACGUGCGGCGAAAACUGCCAGUGCAACCGUGAGAAAUGUCGAAAUAUGGACAACCAGGCAACGACUGAGGUACUUCUGAACUCCAACUUUUUCUCCAACUCUUUUGC
Cynoglossus semilaevis (tongue sole) is the source of this 422-nucleotide messenger RNA. RefSeq names its product chromosome-associated kinesin KIF4-like. The record is from RefSeq and is a predicted model, not a curated record. The transcript has 3 exons. Lineage: Eukaryota; Metazoa; Chordata; Actinopteri; Pleuronectiformes; Cynoglossidae. The annotation marks the transcript as partial.